AGGAGCUGAAGAUGGCUCCGCGGUGCGCUACGGCCGCGCACAGAUGCGUCAGCGCUCGCCUGCCAGGACGCGCGUUUAGGUGAAAAAAGGAAGGAAGGAUAAGAAUAUUAGAAGAGAACAGCAGAUAAAGCCGUAGAUCCGCGACGUUGUGCUGUACACCGGCUGUCAAUCAACACAGGGAAAUGGGCUCUGCAACAGACGAAGAAUUUAAAGAGAAACUGCUAUGGAACGUGAAACGGGAGGUGAAGCAGAUUAUGGAGGAAGCGGUCACCAAGAAGUUCGUUCAUGAAGACAGUAGCCAUGUCAUCGCUUUGUGCAGCUCCAUCGAGGCAUGCCUGGGUCACAUGCUGAAGCGUCGUGCUGCCGGCUUCCUCCGCAGUGACAAGGUCGCCGCCCUCUUCACCAAGGUCGGCAAAUUCAAUGCCACGGCAGCGGCCCUGUGCACCAAGGUCCAGGAGCAGCUGCAGCAGCAGGCCGAGAUCACCAGGAGGACCCAGAGUGUGGGGCAGGAGCCCCUCCGCAGACAGGGGUCCACGGCAGGCCGAGUCCCCCAGACCCUCUCCACACAAGCUGUCAAGCACAUCUGGGUGCGCACUGCCCUUUUUGAGAAGGUCUUGGACAAAAUUGUACAGUGUAUCGUAGACAACUCGAGUAAGUAUUAUGAGAAGGAGGCUCUGAUGCACGACUCGGUGUUCGGGCCGAUCCUAGCAGCUCUGCUGGUCGGGCCUUGUGCACUGGAGUACACCAAGCUGAAGACGUCGGACCAUUUCUGGACAGACCCUUCUGCCAAUGAGCUUGUCCAGAGGCACCGCAUCCACGGAGCCCAUCGGGGCCAGGAGGCCUCGCUCAGCCGCAGGCCCGCUCUGGGGAUCCGGAAGAGACAGUCCAGCGGGAGCAUGUCUGAGGAUAAGUUUGCAGUGUCAGCGAGAGAAUAUGUGGAGUCUCUUCAUCAGAACUCGCGCGUGCAUCUGCUUUAUGGAAAGAACAAUGUGCUCGUUCAGCCGAAGAAGGACCUGGAAGUACUGCGGGGUUACCUGUCCUUGCAUCAAACCGCAGAGACACUCACGCUUAAAUGGACACCUAACCAGUUAAUCAAUGGUACUCUGGGGGACUGCGACCUGGAGAAAAGUAUUUAUUGGGACUACGCAUUGACUGUGCCUUUAAGACAGAUCGUUUGCAUCCACUGUCACCAGCGGCCGGACUGUGGUGGGACUCUGGUGCUGGUGAGUCAGGAUGGGAUCCAGAGGCCCCCCCUGCACUUCCCUCCUGGGGGCCACCUCCUGGCCUUCCUGUCCUGCCUGGAGACAGGACUACAGCCCAGGGGUCAGCUGGAGCCCCCUCUCUGGUCUCAGAAAGGCAAGGGUAAGGUCUUCCCCAAGCUGCGUAAAAGGAGCAGCACGGCACGCCUGACGGAGCAGGACGGUGAAGGGGAGGAGCCUGUCGCUGCCGACUACGUGUUCCGCAUCGUUUACCCAGGACACUGCCCCGAUUCCAUCACUAUAAACUACCACCACACCACGGGCAGUCGCGCACCCUCCCUGGACGACGAUGAGGAGGAAGAAGAUAGACUUCACGCAAUGAUCUCAAUGAUCUGCUCGCGGAACCUCACAGACCCUAAUGUCAUGAAAGACCAUGGGGACAUGAUGGAUACGCAGGGCUUCGGAGGCAGCCCGUUGUCAUGGCAGCAGGCCGAGUCCACCAGUCACGUGUCGUCAUGCCCGUCCUGCUCCACCAGGGGCAGUAGCGCGUCUGUGGAGCUUCCUCCAGGAUGCACCUGCAUGCACGACCGAAUUCCGCUCAAGCUGCUGUGCCACAACAUGAAGAAGCAGAUCGUCUCCAGAGCGUUCUACGGCUGGCUGGCCUACUGUCGCCAUCUGUCCACUGUGAGAACACAUCUGUCAGCCCUGGUCAACCAUAAUAUCGUCCCCCCAGACAAACCUUGUGAAGCCUCUGGAGGCCUCAGCAAAGAUGUCUGGAGCAAAUACCAAAAAGACUGCAAGAACUACAAAGAGCUGGAGCUGCUGCGAUUGGUUUACUACGGUGGGGUGGAGCAUGAGAUCAGGAAGGAGGUGUGGCCUUUUUUACUGGGCCAUUAUAAGUUCGGCAUGGGGAAAAAAAACAUGACGCAGAUCGACGAGAAGAUCGCCGCGCGAUACAAGCAAGUCAUGCGGGAGUGGAAGGCCUGCGAAGUCAUCGUGAAGCAGCGUGAGAAGGAGAUGCAGUCGGCCAUCUUUGCCAAGCUGUCGUCGGGGAGCAGCAUUGACAGCCAUGUCAUGAGACUUGUCCACCGAGACUCCACCCUCAGCAACGAGGUGUUCAUGUCGGUGGAUGAGCCUGACGGGGCAGGCCAGGACACGCCCUGUGAAAGGGACAACACCCCUACCCUGACCACCAUGGUUAACCCGGCCGCACCGGCCCCUGACGAGAGGCCGGUGGUGGAGUUCGACUCCCCGGACUCGGGUCUCCCCUCCUCCAGGAACUACUCGGUAGCGUCCGGACACUCCCAGAUCCUGUCUAGCAUUGAUGAUGGGCAGAGCAUGGAAGAGGAUCCAGGAGAUGAGGCCACGCCCAGAGGCGUGUUGGAAGAGCGAAGUGGGCGGGACUCGCUGACUGAGGAGCAGCUGUGCAGUCAGCUGGACAAACUGGUGACUGACAAUGAGGACAGUCCAGCAUCCUUCUCCUCAUAUACGAUUAAACCUGUUUCUGAGCAGAUGGAGCUCUUGGACACAGUGGCACUGAACCUGCAUAGAAUAGACAAGGACGUUGCACGCUGCGACCGCAACUACUACUAUUUCACCACCAGCAACCUGGAGAAGCUUCGCAACAUCAUGUGCAGUUAUGUGUGGGAGCACCUAGAGGUGGGCUAUGUGCAGGGCAUGUGUGAUCUCCUCGCUCCUCUGAUGGUCAUCCUGGAUGAUGAAUGCCUUGCCUACAGCUGUUUCACUCAGUUAAUGAAGAGGAUGAGUCAGAACUUCCCGACCGGAGGAGCCAUGGACACUCAGUUUGCAAACAUGAGGUCCCUGAUACAGAUCCUUGACUCCGAGCUGUUCGAGCUGAUGCACCAGAACGGAGAUUACACUCACUUCUACUUCUGCUACCGUUGGUUCCUGCUGGACUUCAAGAGGGAGCUUCUCUAUGAGGAUGUGUUUGCAGUGUGGGAGGUUAUCUGGGUGGCGCCCCGUGUCUCCUCCCCGCAUUUCGUCCUCUUCAUCGCGCUGGCUCUGGUGGAGGUCUACCGGGAGAUCAUCCGUGACAACAACAUGGACUUCACAGACAUCAUCAAGUUCUUCAAUGAAAUGGCCGAACGUCACGAUGUCCAGCACAUUCUGAGGGUGGCACGUGAGCUGGUGCAGAAGGUGCAGAUGCUCAUCGAGAACAAAUGAUGCGAGGCAGGGUGAGCGGGAACCUGCUGGAGCUCACUCGCCCCUCCUCCACCUGCUACACCUUCCCCCUCCCCUGUCGACCCACUCCACGUCUCCUCAGGAAGAGGGAGAUGGUGGGGGAGAGUACACUUUCUUUCUGCGGCUCCCCUGGGCGAAAGCGAUGAGACUGCCUGGGACCCGCUGUUGGCCUUAUGGGCUCUGAUGUGUCCUCUUCCGCUUGUCCCCUUGCCCCAUCUCACAACAGCGUUGUGUCAGACCUUGGGAUAGUCUGCAUGCUUGUGGGAUUUGCACACACUGUGACUGAAGUUUUCCAUUUUUUGGGGGGUGGGGGGGUUUGCCGGCUGCACGCUCCUCCAGCAUGUGACCGGCCAGGUCAUCUCCGUGUCUGCCUUCCAGGGGCGACUGGGGCCUUGCAUGGGGGCAUGGCCAGUGUUUACCAGUUUACCAGUGACUGUUUUUUUCCCCGCCAAACCCACACAAAAGUGUUCCGCAUCAACCUCUCAGGAGGACCGUCUCUGCUCUCUGUCUGCCUUUGUUCGAUCUGGCACUGACCAGUCAAACUGAAGUGUCCUAAUCCUGCCCCACAGCCCUAGGGCCUCAAAAGGCAGAGACUGCCUACGGUGACAGCCACUGAAGAACCAAGCCACGGAGAUGAGUUAUUAAAGCAUCCAUCUGUGACCAAAAGGACUGUGCCAAUGAUAUGACCUUGUCAUAGUGUUUAUAUGUCCUUUUGUUUGUCUAGAUGACUUCACUGGCCCUAUUUUCCCUGCCAGAUCUUCUGAUGGCCGCUGAAGAAAACGCUAACGUUGCCUUCGUACCCUGUCCUCUAACCUGUCUCACUACUUUUUGCACUUUGAAACUUUUCCUUCCACUCAUGCCCAUCAGCCCACGCAGGAAGAUGAGGGUGGAGACGUGAUUACCAGAAUCCUCCCUGCCGGGGCCCCAAAGAGGCGAGCUCCUUCCGGAUGAUGGUGACGGGGUUGCGUGACGAGCCAAUGGCAUGCCUGACACUGACAGUGGGUGGCGGCGGAUUCUUUUCUCACCUGUCAGUGCAGCGUUCUGGGCUUGGCCGCGAGAACACCUCUGGGACGGAGUUCGCAUCUGGGCGGAUUGACGGCUACAGCUCUGAGCGUGCACAUCAGCGGAUGCUCCUGGAUACGGUAGAGCAUCCCACAUCACAGCCAUAACUCCUCUAAAGGAUGCACGUCGCCCUCAGCGUUCCUGACAAAAAGGACCUGAGAGGUUCACCCAUUCCCUUUAAUGUCUUCCCCAAUCCUGAGCUAUUGCCUGGUUUCACCCUUCCACUUCCCUCAUGUGAAUCUUCUGUAUCGGUUGGCCCAUGCGUUUGGGCCUUGACUAGGUGCCCUUUGUAGUAACUGUGCCUCAAACCCUGCUAGUCAAAUGUCUUGAUCUCAGCCUGUGAUUCUUGGGGAGGGACAUUAUGGCCCCAUUAAAGAUUACUUCCAACAGGAGCUUGUAUACCAAAGUCUCUAGAACGUCAUCCUUGGUGUCAUACGGUUGUGCGAUCUCAAAACUCAACGACUGUUGGUUAGGUAUAGGAAAGAUAAAUCAUGUUCUUAAUGUCUACUGUGAAGAUGCUUUUUGACAACCCCCCCCCAUGCCUGCUACUGUAGUGUAAAUACAAAGGGCAAAAAGAACUCCAGUUUGAGAGCAGUAAAGACAUCUGUAGUUUAAACUCUAUUUUUUACUUUGGUUGUAGAGAUGUGCUUUUGAAGAACCCUGUAGAACUGGAGAACUUUACAAUUUGAAUGGUGGAGACCUUUGUUACAUGUUGACUGUUAUGUUCCUUAUUAAUGUUGUGCUCUGGAUUCUACUAAAUUGAAUAUAUAUAUAUAUAUAUAUAUUUAUUUAUUUAUUUAUUUAUUUUUUUGUUUGGAUGCCAAAAUCUGAAUGAUGAUGUAUUGUAAUAGAUGUAUCAUUUAUCUUGUAUGUAUGUACUUUGAAAAAAAAAAUGUUGUUCCUAA
Molecule: messenger RNA, 5368 nt
Organism: Electrophorus electricus (electric eel)
Lineage: Eukaryota; Metazoa; Chordata; Actinopteri; Gymnotiformes; Gymnotidae
Gene: sgsm2
Product: small G protein signaling modulator 2
Biological process (GO): activation of GTPase activity
Molecular function (GO): GTPase activator activity
Source: RefSeq, a predicted model, not a curated record